GUGACGUGAACCAUGUAAAUAUUAAAAAUAUGACACUAAAAAUAUUCAUGAGGACAGCGAUCCUUCUUGUACAGCCACUGCACAGGAUGUAAACCUGGGUCGCAUGCUUUUAAAUUAGAUUCUACAAGUUCUAUAAUCAUGAUUUCAAGUAAAAUAACAGUGUCCAGGGGAAUCAGGAGGCGGCUGAUGGUGUCUGUACUACCAGGUGUAGCUGUGGUCCUUUUCCCCGGAUUUCCUGGGUGGAGUUGCUCUCCUUUGCCUUUUCCUUAUUUUUACUGUUCCUAAAGGAAGACUGGCAGAGCUUGUACACAGAAACGCAAUGCAAGGCUGCUCCGCACUUCUGUUUCUAAUCUAUUUUGGUGGAUACUACUGGAUACUACAUAUAGUGUAGUUGUAAUAGGCCUAUAAAUCACUCCUGUGCUCCCUGAAACCUGUUAACAGCAAUCCGGAGUCUUUCAUGCACUACCUGGUUAGUAUCUUUGUCUCUGCAACACUGACACUGUAUCUGAACAAGCUUAAUGGGUAAUUAGAAAUACUUCAAAUAUUCCACUGAAGAGGCCUUCAGGAAAUGGAUCAGACAGGAGUGUGAAAUGCACGAAAACCUCGAUGCCUGCUGGGCUGGAACACUGAGAUGAGCUGGGAAACAUUUACAGUUAUAAUCUGCUAAACGUGUGCUUUAAUGGCAGCUGCUUAAUAAGAUAUCUGGGAUGUGCUCAAGAAUGGGAAGAUGUUUCUUCAAAGAUGAGAACAUGGAAGUGCCAUUUUUAAUACUGAACUGAAAGGGAAACUGAGUAACUGGCAGAAGAGGAAAUGCUGAACGGACAAUGGAUCCACUGCUUCCUUUAAGAUCACCGAGUCCAGCAGCAACAAUACGGGUAAUAUGACAGCAAAGGAUUACAACCAUCUCUUCAAGCUGCUCAUCAUCGGGGACUCCAAUGUCGGGAAAAGCAGUUUGCUACUCCGGUUUGCUGAUAACUCAUUUUCAGGGAGUUACAUCACGACGAUUGGUGUCGACUUUAAGAUCCGCACAGUGGACAUUAAUGGUGAGAAGGUCAAGAUACAGAUCUGGGACACAGCUGGACAGGAGCGAUUCAGGACCAUCACUUCCACGUAUUACCGGAACACUCAUGGUGUCAUCAUUGUCUAUGAUGUGACGAAUCAGGAGUCUUUCGUCAAUGUGAAGAGAUGGUUAAAUGAAAUCUCCCAAAAUUGUGACAAUGUCUGUACGAUCCUUGUGGGCAACAAGAAUGAUAAUCCCUCCAAGAAGGAGGUCCACUUCCAGGAAGCUCAGCACUUUGGAGACUCAGUGGGAGUCAGGAUCUUUGAGACGAGUGCCAAGGAAAAUGUCAAUGUGGAGGAGAUGUUCAUGUCGUUCAUUCACAUGGUUCUGCAUGCAAAAAAACAGAAGCAACAGCAUGCGAAGAGAGACAGAGAACAGGGGAAAGACAAAGUCCGCAUCAAUUCACACCCGGAGCAAGAGAGACGGAUGAAAGGGAAAACACACUGCUAGCACCUUUGGGAGAUUCUGCCUGUGUCCGGUAUGACUGUGAAUUAGGGUUUGUUGAUGUCACGAUAUUAUCUCAUACACCCUAAUACUCAUUUUCUACUUCUUUCAUUCAUUUUUGUUAAUAAUGGAGAUUUGUAUAGUUUGGAAAAUUCUAGUUGGACAAUUACUUAAAUAUUCUAUAAACGCUACUAAUCUUUGUGUUUUAUUACAAAUUGCAAAAGUUUUGUUUUAAAAAGACUCACUGUAAUUAACAAAAAUAAAGAAAUCUUAACAUCU
This is a messenger RNA of Paramormyrops kingsleyae, 1783 nucleotides long. RefSeq names its product ras-related protein Rab-35-like. Gene Ontology annotation, molecular function: GTP binding; GTPase activity. NCBI's taxonomy places the organism in Eukaryota, Metazoa, Chordata, Actinopteri, Osteoglossiformes, Mormyridae. The record is from RefSeq and is a predicted model, not a curated record.